Messenger RNA from Fimicolochytrium jonesii, 2199 nucleotides. RefSeq lists its product as uncharacterized. The record is from RefSeq and is a predicted model, not a curated record. The coding region runs from base 1 to 2199 and encodes 732 amino acids. Gene Ontology annotation, biological process: positive regulation of transcription by RNA polymerase II. Gene Ontology annotation, molecular function: DNA-binding transcription factor activity; protein dimerization activity. Lineage: Eukaryota; Fungi; Chytridiomycota; Chytridiomycetes; Spizellomycetales; Powellomycetaceae. Gene Ontology annotation, cellular component: RNA polymerase II transcription regulator complex. The transcript is spliced from 5 exons.
AUGUCCGCAGCCUCCGCCGCCCCUUCGCCGUUGCACUUCGCCUUUGACCAGUUUGUGGACAUGUCUUACACGUCCCAGCUCGGUGCAAGUCUGGGUCAAACGAACGGUGCUGUAUCGACAGAGUCUCUCAAUGGCAGCCCGGCUGCCUUUCUCGGCAACUCGAUAACGGGGCAGGAGGGUGCUCAGGGUGCCGCCAGUGUUAAUAUGGGCUCGGAGGUCUUCAGUGACGUCGCAAUGUCUCAAGACCUAUGGCAGGGCUGGCAGCCGGAAAUGGAAGUUCAACAGCAACAGCAGCACCACCAACAACAACCAUCACAACAACACCAGCAACAGGGACAGCACCACGCACAACAACACCAGCAGCAGCAUUACACUCCCUCAAUGUCUGCGAAUGACCUCGACCUACAAUCCCUAUACAGCCCACAGCUACAGCAAACCCAAUAUGCAGGAACGAAUUCGAACUCGCCAGCAAACGUAUAUGCAAAUCAUGCUGCCGCAGGUGGCGGAACGAACUCAUAUGAUGCGGAAGUGAAUGCUAUGCUGACAGGGAACGAGCAGGAUCUGCAGAAGAGCAGGCAUCAAAGUCAAAAUGGGCAUUAUCAGCAACAAUACGAUACAUGGAAUUCGCCGUUCUUCACGGCGUUGGAUAUGGGAAGCAUUGAGCAGACUCCUGCUACGGGGUUGGGGUUGCAGCCGAUGGAUGAGUUGGAGCUUCUUCUGACGCCGCUAGUAUCACCAGCCAUGACGCCGAGUGCAGACUUCCAGCGGAUGAACCUAAAUCAACACAGUAACGACAUAUUCAGUCCUCUGACGUCCCCUGUCAUUCAGCCCCAGAUGCUGUCUGAGUACGCCUCAGCGAGUGCUUUCUCACCAGCGCUUGAACCGUCGAUGCACAAUCUCGCCCAGCACAACCAAUAUCACUUACAGCAGAACAUUCACCCCGCUUCAAUCCCGCCAAACACACCAAACACAACCCACAUACCCGACUACUACCAGCAGGUCCCCCAACCCUUCCUCAAUUCCCCCGCUCUGGUCCCAUCGGCGCCGCCACAUACCGCUAUGCUUGGCGUCUCUCCAGCUCUAGCGCCUUCGGAUGUAUGGGCUGAACAGCCGCAAGCAACAGGGGGUAGCGGUUUAAGAACACCCUUGAUGCAGCCAUCGAACGAUCCCAACACAUUCAGCAACGCGCCUACAGUCCCAUCAAUGCGGGAUAAGACAGCGUUGAAGAAACAGGCCCUCUCGGCACCAUACAUAGUCCCACGACGAAACUCCGGGAAAUUGAUCUCCCCCGCCCUCAAACCAUCCCAACUGCAACGCAUCCGAAGCAGCAAAUCACCCGAUUUACUAGUCACCGCCGCCACAACGCGGUCGUCUCCGGCCACGCUCCGCUCAUCCUCUUCUCCAACUAACCGACUGUCCCCCAACGCAUUGCAGCUCGCACCUCCCACCGGCGCACCGUCACAUCAGCAAACAACGCACGCACCGGUGUUCAAAGAACCCUACCCCAUCCCACCCCGCCGCACCUCCCAACACAACGAAGCCGCAGCAGCAACCCUCGCCUCCCCCGCCCUCACACCACAACUCGUCCCCUCCGCAGACGAAUCGAUGACCCCCGAUUUCGCAGGCGUGUCUACCACCCAUGUGCAGUUUGAGACGCGGAUUAAUGAGCAGCAGCAGCAAAGGAGUCUGGCGCCGAUUACGCCGGCCCAGUUGAUGAGGAUGACGGCGGAUCCGGUGGAUGAAGGGGGGAAUAAUAAGAUGCCGGUGUCGGGGGCGCAUAAGGUGGAUAAGGUGCCUGCGCCGGUAGGGGUGGGGUUGAAGCCGUUGCUUCCUAAUGGCAACACAACAACAACAGAAGCCGUCCAACGCCUCGCCUCCAAAUCCAAUUACCAGAACAUCCGCGAAGGCAACGCCGAUACAAUCGGGCUCACCUACGACACAGACCUAACAGCAACAGUCGAAGCGAAACGCGACGGGCACAAACAAGCCGAGCAACGCCGGAGAGAUGUGCUCAAACAUGGGUUUGAGGAGCUGAAGAAGCUGUUACCGCCCAUUGAGGAGAAGCAUCCCAGUAAAGUUGUUGUAUUGAAGAAAUCCUGCGAUUAUAUCAUCGAAAUGCAGAAAGCCGCACAGGAAUCGGAUAAGCUGAUCGCGGACCUGCGCGCGGAACUCGCUGCCGCGAGGGCGGAUACCUCAUGA